GAGGUCACUUCAGUAGUUUUUAUUGUGCCAUAACUGCCAUAGAUGGCGCUAGAAAACGUACAGAUAAAGUAAUAAUUUGUAACAUAUCGAUUAUUAAGAAAAUAAUUAUCAAUUUUUAAUUAUGUAUAAAACGAAAUUUAAAUAUUAUACAAUUGUUUUUAGUUAAAUCAAGCCAUUUAAAUAUUAUUUUCAUAGAACUCUAAAUCUAUACAUAGAUCCAUAGACCAUAGAUCGAUAUCUAUGGUCUUAUAGAAACGCAUCGCUUUGAAAAAUUAAAUCAAUAUGGCGACAACAACAUUCUGUGCAUACGCAUGUCUGAAGUUUUUUCCAUAUUAUUAGUGAUUCUUUGUGAAAAUUUGCUGCUGAUCCGCGUUGAGUCGAGUUUUUAUUCCUCCGCCGUGAAGUGUAAAAUUAUCCGAAGAAUUUUUGGCGAGUUGAGCUUCUAGCUCCUCCCCUACCCAAUUCUCUAUCGAGUUAACAACAUGCCCAGACGGUGUGAAUUUGGCUGUCCAUCACCUUACGAAUCGGGUGUCACUAUUCAUAGAUUUCCUCACAUGAGAAAGAAUCCAGAACUUUUCAAGGUUUGGGUGCAUGCAGUGGGAGGAAAAUUGGAGAAACAGGAAGAUUAUGAAUAUUACCAAAGAAAAGUUAUAUGUGAUAGGCAUUUUAAAGAGCAAGACAAAAACCGCAACAAUCGUCUGAACUCUAUGGCAGUACCAUCACUCCAUCUACCAGAUGACAUAAAUCAGCCAGGUGCACUUGCUGUUACGCCUGAUGUUCCAUCUGCAUCUCUGUUGUUAGAGCAAGUCACUUCUUCAUCUUCAAUAAAUCAACAUCAUAUGGAAGAUGACAUAAAUCUGCCAGGUGCACUUGCUGUUACGCCUGAUGUUCCAUCUGCGUCUCUGUUGUUAGAGCAAGUCACUCCGUCCUCUUCUAUUAAACAACAUCAAUUAAAAGAAAAGUUUGCUGCUAACGUAGCAUCAGAACACAACUACAUUAAACGUGAUAACACAUAUUUUGAUGUAAAAAGGAAGAGAGUGUGCAAGAAAGUUACUUCUUCAGUCAUUACCAGUCAACUGGGAGUCUCAAGAACACAAAUCAAAUUAUUAAAAAAUGAAAUUAAAAUAUUGCAAAACAGAUGUAAUCGCUUUAAGGCAAGAUUGGCAGGUGCAGAAAAAAUCGGCAGAAACAAUUUUUUUAGAAUUUUGACGCAAAAUAUGACAGGAGCUGCUAAAAUUUUUACAGGAAUGCAAUAUAAACAGACACCGAAGAAACCAAAUGGACGUCGAUUCACCUUAAAAGAAAAGGUCUUAUCCCUAUCGAUAUAUAAAAGAAGUCCUAAAAACUACAACCUGCUAUCGAAAUUCUUCACUUUACCAUCGCCUAGAACGCUAAAGAGCCUACUGACACAGCUAAAAUUAGAAGAAGGUCUCAACAAAACUGUGUUUUUAAAAAUUAAAGAAACUGUUAAAGAGUUGAGUCCAGAGGAUCGCUUGGUAACAUUAAUGUUUGACGAAAUGGCAAUAAUGCCUCACAUUGAAUACAAUGUUUCCAAGGAUAAGUUGCAGGGUUUUGCCUUUAAUUCAAAAACUUUUGCUGACCAUGUGCUAGUUUUUAUGGUUAAAGGCAUAAAGAAAAAAUUUAAACAGCCAGUGGCUUAUUAUUUUACUAGUUGUUUAAAUAAAUAUAAACUAGAAGAAUUGAUAAAAAAAGUAAUAAAAUAUGUUCAAGGGACUGGGCUCAACAUAAUAGCCACAGUAUGUGACCAAAAUACGAUUAAUGUUGGUGCUAUAAAUGCCUUAAUAAAUAACACAAAGGAAAAAUAUAUCAGGGAAAAUAAAGAAUGGAGAGAUGAUUUUAUUCAAAUUGGAAAUAAUAAAAUUUUUCCAUUAUAUGACAUUCCACAUAUAAUUAAAGGAAUAAGAAAUAAUAUUCUGACCAAAGAUUUAAAAUAUUUUGAUGUUGACCGUAAAGAAGAAAAGAUUAUAAAAUGGGAUUACUAUAAACAAGUUUAUGAAGCUGAUAAAUCCUACGGAGAAUUAAAACUUCUACAAAAAUUGACAGACGAACAUAUAUAUCGAGAAAAAAUUAAAAAAAUGAAGGUUAAAACGGCGGCGCAAAUAUUCAGCCACAGCGUCGCCGUCGUCACGGAACACUUGACCGCUAGAGGUGAUGUACCACAGGAAUGUAGGAAUAUUAUUCCAUUCACGAAAAUGAUAGACAAUUUGUUUGACUCGUUAAACAGCAGCACUUUUCAUGUACCUAAUGGUAAAAUAUAUCGAGGUUGUGUAAAAAGAAACUCACCACACCAUAAAUUAUGGAAUGAUGCCAUUAAAAUGCUCAAAUCUGUUAAAUUUAUAAAAGUUGUAAAAUGCAAUAACAGUAACAAAAUUAGAUUUGUUGAAACAUCCAACGUACCCUCUAUACAAAAUUUAAUCAAAACGAUUGAGGGAAUUAAAAACGUAUGGAAUCUUUUGUCACAUAAAUAUUCAUUUGAUGCUAUGUUCACAAGAAACUUCAAUCAGGACCCACUGGAAAACUUUUUCGGAAACGUGAGAAGUCUUGGAAUUAGAAAUACGGCGCCAGAUACAGUAGCCUUUGAAGGAGCAUACAAAUCAUUAUUGUUAAAUAAUUUUAAUACUAUUCAUUCCUCUCACGCCAAUUGUGAAGGGGAUGAAAAUACGUGCUUACAAAAUAUAGACUUUUUUUUAAAGGAAAAUGUAGCUUCUGUUUCGGAACAAACAGUUAGUGUUCUACCUGAUGAAAAUAUAGACAAUGAUGAAAUUGUUUUACCAGUGAUUAAUUUAAAUGAAGAUAUAGUAGAUGCUGGCCAAGGAAAUUACGUCUGUGGGUGGGUCCUGACAAAGUGUUUAACCAAAGUGGCAAAAUCUUGUAAAGAUUGUAGGGCCGAUGUUAUUGGUGAUCCAAAUCAUAAAUCAAAUGAGUAUUUACGGGCAAAAGAAUACAAUAAGAAUAAAACAAAUUUAUGCUACCCUUCUCCAAAUUUAUCCAAAUGUUUUGUACAAAUACAAAAUAUUACACACGAAAUGCUUAAGAGUAGAGUUCCCAAAACUAAUCUUAAAAAAAAAAUCAAGAUAUUUACGGAUAUAUUUGUAGAAUACCCGUUUGCAUGUGUCAAUCAUAAAAAUGAAAUGAAAUUUUUUUUUGAAAACACUGUUAUUAACAUUUUAAUUCACAGUUGGUGUCGCUCUAUUAACAGAAUUUUGACUGGCAAAUCUACAUAUAAUGGUGAUGAUGAAGUGAAAAGUGCUGCUCAAGCGUAUAGAAAUAAGCAUAAGUGUCACAAGUUUUAAAUAAAAUGUUACGUAUAUAAUAAA
Messenger RNA from Bicyclus anynana (squinting bush brown), 3338 nucleotides. RefSeq lists its product as uncharacterized. NCBI's taxonomy places the organism in Eukaryota, Metazoa, Arthropoda, Insecta, Lepidoptera, Nymphalidae. The transcript is spliced from 6 exons. Gene Ontology annotation, molecular function: sequence-specific DNA binding. The coding region runs from base 483 to 3314 and encodes 943 amino acids. The record is from RefSeq and is a predicted model, not a curated record.